This is a messenger RNA of Vigna unguiculata (cowpea), 1639 nucleotides long. Its product is annotated as patatin-17-like. Gene Ontology annotation, molecular function: monoacylglycerol lipase activity; glycerophospholipase activity. The record is from RefSeq and is a predicted model, not a curated record. Gene Ontology annotation, biological process: lipid metabolic process. NCBI's taxonomy places the organism in Eukaryota, Viridiplantae, Streptophyta, Magnoliopsida, Fabales, Fabaceae.
UUCUCUCACUACUUCUAUACUAUACCUUGUGAAGCAAUUAAUGGCUCAUUUUGUUUUCUUUGUUUUGUUGUUUGCUGGGCAAGUGAUUGGUGGAUUCAGUACCCAGAAACUGCCUCCAUCUGACAAUGGAAACACAUUAACUAUUCUGAGCAUUGAUGGUGGUGGUAUCAGAGGGAUUAUUCCAGCAACAGUUCUUGAUUACUUAGAUCAGGCUCUUAAGGCUAGGGAUCCAAAUGCAGAUUUAGCACAUUUCUUUGAUGUGAUAGGAGGGAGUGGCACUGGUGCACUCAUAACAGCUAUGUUAGCCACCCCAAGCCCUCAUGAUCCUACUCGUGCUGCCUUUACUCCUGCACAAAUUGUAGAAUUCUACAAACAAAAUGGCCCUCAUGUAUUCAAUUCAUCUAGACCUGGAAACGGUCCCCAAUUCGAUGGGAAGUUUUUACAUGACAUAACUCGUGAACUGUUGAAGGAUACACGACUUAGUCAAACAUUGACCAAUGUUGUCAUCCCAACUUUCGACAUCAAGACACAAAAGCCGGUUAUAUUCUCAAACUACAAGCUUGAGAAAUAUCCCUACUUCAAUGCCUUGAUGUCUGAUAUAAGCAUAUCGGCUUCAGCAGCACCCACUCUUCUUCCACCCUACUAUUUUGAGAAUGAUGGUGUUGACUUCAAUUUGAUUAGUGGUGCGGACUUGAGUAUGAUUAGUAAUGAUCUAGUGAAUGGGAAUCCGACUCGAGCAACAGUGAGUGAAGUACUACGACACAACAAGUAUUCCAAAAUAGUUGUUUUGUCAUUGGGAACUGGAACACCAGAAACUCAGCAGAUUUUCAAUGUUGAAAUGGCUGCCACAUGGAACAGUCAAACAUGGCUUAUUCCUUUGAUCAUUUUUCUUGAUCGUGCAACAACCUCCAUGAAUGAAUACUAUCAUGGUUCACUCUUCCGAAAACCUACCAUUAACUACCUUCGAAUUCAGGAAUACGAAUUGGAUCCUGAUCUCACAGACAUGAUUAAUGUUGCAAAAGAAAACAUGGAGGGUCUUGAAGAGACUGGGAAAGAACUUUUAGAAGAAAAAGUUAAGAAGAUCAAUUUGAACACUUUCUGUGUAGAAGAAGGCGUAGGAACAAAUGCUGAGGCUCUUGACAGGCUUGCUGAUAUUUUGUACGGAGAAAGACAGCAUCGUCUGAAACAGAAAUCUAUGGAAAAAGGAGGAAGACCAUUUCUUAGGGUUCCUUCAGACAAAAGUGAAGUUAAGUGGGCAUUUCUAAAGAACAAAGUUAUGUGAUUUGAUUUGUAUUAGUUAUCCAUGCUUGUUGUACUAUCUACAGAAUAAGGCUGAAAGCAUACAUGUGAGUUCUGUGCAACUCUUAUAGCCAGCAAGAACCAUGAAUAAUAUAUCAACCAUAUCUCCCUAUUGUAAAAACAAGAUUAACUCUAUGUCAGUUCUGAUUAAGAAGUUAUUACUUUUUGUUUUCCUGUAUUCUUAAGAACAUAAGAUCUUUGUGUGAUUAUGAAUGAUGUGUUGUAUGUCUACACAAUAUAUAGGUGGGUUCUGUGUGGAAAAUUAGUGUCUUGUGGACUUUGCAAGUGUAUCUUGUGAGUUGAGAUAUCUGUUAAGCAAUGUCAGAGAGCAUUUAUGAAA